Molecule: messenger RNA, 686 nt
Organism: Dinoponera quadriceps
Lineage: Eukaryota; Metazoa; Arthropoda; Insecta; Hymenoptera; Formicidae
Exons: 2
Coding region: 128-427 (99 amino acids)
Source: RefSeq, a predicted model, not a curated record
GUGCCGACCAAUCGGAACGACGAUGUGUUAUCGGCGGACACCUGCUCGCGAGUGUUAGAAGAGUGCCCGGCGAACGGAAUUUAGAAUACGCAGGUAUAAGUGCGUGUUGCUUGUUCGUACAUACACAAUGACACGAACCGACGACACUGUCAUUAACAAGAUAAAACAUGUGGAGGACAGUUUAAAGAAUACCUUACACCGGGUUGAAAUGAUCGAGAAGAAGCUGAGGACGAGGUUGCUCACUACUGAGAAUCGUGAGAGGCUGGAAAAUGAACUGGAGGACGUUAAGGAGGUCCUCAGGAGGAACGAGGAGAAAUUGCAGAGCUUGAGAAAAGAGAACUCAAAGUCCUUCAUGGUGGCUGCGUGUUUGGUCUUCCUGUGUUUUCUUUUCUACGGUGUAUACAUGAUGAUUUCUGAGAACAUUUAAUGCACAGGACCGCGCGUACUUAGGGAAAUUGUAUUUUAUUAGAAAUUGAUUUGUAUAUUUUGUAAAUUUUUGUCGUAAGAGCAGAACAGUCACACUGUUGUUGAAUCAGGUCUUAACGAUAUCUCCCAAUGCAUCAGUGAAUAUCAGCAAGGCGACAGAAAUAUGAUUCAAAGAUUAAAGUAUAAAAGUAAAGUAUAGUGCCACAAUAUAUACACAGUACAUGUAAAUAUCACUGUAAUAAACAUUCCAGAUUUGUAAA